CGCCGUCGGCCGGCGUCGCGGCGUCCCGGUCGCCGCCAUGGAGGACGAACUCCGGUGCGGCGUGUGCAAGCAGCUGUACAACAACCCGGUGCUGCUGCCGUGCGCGCACGCGCUGUGCCUCAACUGCGCGGUGCACCUGCAGCAGGCCAGCACCUCGGCCGCGCUGCCGCCGCCGCCGCCCUCCCUCGCGCACAACCAUGACGGCGCCGACCACGCGGCCGCCACGGCCUCGUCGGCGGCCUCCACGUCGUCGGCCUCGUCCAGCACGGACAGCGCGGCCUCGGCCAGCGGCAGCGUCGCCGGCAGCGACAUCCUGCAGGACAUGGACAAGCUGUCCAUCCUGAGCGAGACGGACAGCGGCGUGGUCUGCACCAGCAGGCCUAACAGCUACGUCGGCACGCCCAACAACAUGACCCUCCUGUUCCCGCCGCUCGCCACCGCCGCCGCGCUGUCGCUCGCCUGCCCCGCGCCCGGAUGCGGCAAGCUGGUGUACUUUGACGAGAACGGCGCCCACAACCUGCCCAAGUACCGCGCCAUGCAGUCCAUCGUGGACAAGUACUGUGAGGCCAAGCAGCUCGUCAUCCACUGCCAGCUGUGCGUGGCCGAGCCCGCCAACGAGGCCACCGUCAUGUGUGAGCAGUGCGAGGUGCUGUACUGCGACGGGUGCCGCGAGGCGUGCCACCCUGCGCGCGGCCCGCUGGCCAGACACACGCUGCUGGAGCCGCGGCAGGGCAAGGCGGCGCUGCGCACCAAGCUGGGCCGCGGCGACGCGGCGUGCGCCGACCACGCCGACGAGGCCCUGUCGCUGUACUGCCUCGUGUGCCGCGCCGCCGUCUGCGCCCUGUGCCUCCACGACACGCGGCACGCCCACCACGACGUGCAGGCCAUCAACGCCAUGUGCAAGGCGCAAAAGACCGAGCUGUCCCAGAAUCUCCAGCAGCUCUCGGAGAAGGCCAAAACGACGACGGAGUUCAUCCAGAGGCUCAAAGGCAUGGGCGACAAAGUGAACGAGAAUUGCUCCGAGCUGGAGGCGCAGGUGGAGGCGCAGGUCCGCACCCUGGUGCUGGCCCUGGAGGAGCGGCGGGCCGCGCUGCUGGACUUCGUGAAGGCCGACCGCGACGUGCGGCUGCGCGCGCUCAAGGAGCAGGUGACGCAGUGCACGGCCAAGCUGCAGCAGACCACGGGGCUCAUGCAGUUCUGCAUCGAGGCCCUCAAGGAGACCGACCCGCCCGCCUUCCUGCAGAUCGGCUCCAUGCUCAUCAGCAGGGUGGCCAACGCGGACCUGACGUGGUACAAGGACGUGGCGACGCAGGCGCGGAUAUCGCCGCACGCCGACCUCACGCUGGACGACCAGUCGGCGAGGAGGGCCAUCCAGCACCUCAACUUCAUCCAGAUGAAACCCGCCAAAGACGGGGAGGAAAGACGGCCUGCAGCGCCCGGCGCGCCGACCAUCAUCCCGGAGGAGUGCUCGGCGGAGAACAACUCGGUGACGGUGGCGUGGCAGCCGCCGGCCACGUCCUGCGUGCAGGGCUACGUCCUGGAGCUCGACGACGGCCACGGCGGAGACUUCCGGGACGUGUACUGCGGCAAGGAGACCAUCUGCACGGUGGACGGGCUGCACUUCAACUCGAUGUACAACGCGCGCGUCAAGGCCUUCAACUCGUCCGGGGAGGGCGACUACAGCGAGCUCAUCGGUCUGCAGACAGCCGAAGUGGAGGGUUUUUUGGGCCGUUUUGGGUUUCCCCGGCCCCCGGACGACAAGGGCUGGGCGAUGUACAUCGACAGGCAGCGGUCCUGGUUCCUGCACGGCGACGGCCACGUCCAGCGCUGCGAGGGCGGCAUCCAGACCGGCGCCACCGUCGGCGUGCUGCUGGACCUGGACCGCCACCAGCUCAGCUUCUACGUCAACGAGGAGCCCCAGGGCCCCAUCGCCUUCCACGACCUGUACGGCGUGUUCUACCCCGCCGUGAGCGUGAACCGCGGCGUGUCCGUGACGCUGCACACGGCCCUGGACCCCCCCACUGACGGUGACGACACCUGAGGCAUGCCGGGGCUGGGCGGGGGCCUCGCCGACCUCCUCGCCCGCCCCCAGCCUCGCCCUCAACACGCCCAGGGCGGUGACGGUGGCCCCGGC
Messenger RNA from Thrips palmi, 2134 nucleotides. It is a transcript of the gene Trim9, whose product is annotated as E3 ubiquitin-protein ligase TRIM9. The coding region runs from base 38 to 2041 and encodes 667 amino acids. Lineage: Eukaryota; Metazoa; Arthropoda; Insecta; Thysanoptera; Thripidae. The transcript has 11 exons. The record is from RefSeq and is a predicted model, not a curated record. Gene Ontology annotation, molecular function: zinc ion binding; protein binding.